GUGAGAGGAGGACUGAGUUAGCGAAGCUAUCCUGAGCUUCUGGGGAUGAUUAUUAAUGGAAUCCAAGGCACGACACCAAGGGGAGCUCUCCUGGAUAUAUUUAAAAUCCCAAAUACUCGCUAAACUCAAUUGGUCUCGGAAAUGUCAGUAAUUGUGCUCCUUCGACCAACAUUUUUUUUUUUUUUUGGCGAAAUCUUUCGCUAGAACGUGAGCCAUUGCAUUGACAUUCCCUGUGCGCUCUGCAAUGGAGCCGCAAUCAGGCGUGCCUCCGCGGAGAUGGCACCUCUGCUUUGUGUUCCUCCCGGUGAUGUGGAGUGUCGCCUCAGCCGUGACACGAUACUCCAUCCCCGAGGAAAUUCCAGUGGGCUCCGUGGUCGCAAAUAUAGCUGGCGAUUUGGGCCUUGAUGCACACAGCCUCUCGGAACGAAAGGUAAAGCUGGAUUAUAUUCACAGCAAAAAAUAUUUAGAAAUAAAUAAAGACACAGGAGAACUGUUUAUCGCCAAGAAAAUCGACAGGGAGAAUUUAUGCCCCGCCAAGACCUCAUCGUUCUGUUUUCUUAAGAUGGAUGUGAUUAUCGAGAAUCCAAUACGCAUCUUUAAUAUCGAAUUGGAAAUUAUGGACAUUAAUGACAACGCGCCUCAAUUCAGGCGGGAAAGAAUACCGCUCGACAUAUCGGAAUCCGCGACGCCAGGGGAGCGGUUUUCCUUAACGAAUGCAGUGGAUGCUGAUGUCGGAGAGAACUCUAUCGAGACUUAUUAUCUGAGCGAGAGUGACGAGUUUACGAUUGAAAUUCAUUCUGGAAGUGAUGGAACCAAAUACGUUGACUUAGUGCUAAAAGCUAGUUUAGACCGUGAAAAACAAGCACUACAUACGCUAACGCUCACCGCCGUGGACGGCGGCAUACCUGCACGGUCAGGUACAGCUAGCAUUAUCAUCCAAGUGUUGGACACCAACGACAACGCCCCUCAGUUAGAUCUACAAGUUUACUCCGUUGAUUUGAUCGAAAACGCGCCGAAUGGGACCCUAAUUAUGCAGCUGAAUGCAACAGAUUUGGACGAGGGUACAAACGCAGAAAUCAUAUACUCUUUCACUUUGUACACAUCUGAGAAAACACAGGAGAAGUUCUCUCUGGAUCCCAGCAGUGGAGCAAUAAGAGUUAAAGAUGUGAUUGAUUUUGAAGAGGUUAAAAGCUUUGAGAUGUAUGUUGAAGCCAAAGACAAUGCGGUAAAUCCCCUGUCUGGUCAGUGUAAAAUAUUAGUGUUCAUCACCGAUCUGAACGACAACUAUCCUGAAAUUACAGUAAAAUCUUUUCAAAGUUCAAUCAAAGAAAGUGACCCCAUAGGAACAGUGAUAGCUGUCAUCAGUGUGAGUGACAGGGACUCUGGAGAUAAUGGUAAAGUUGUCCUCUCAAUCUACAAUGCAGAAUUGUUACCUUUUGCAUUGAACAAGUCAUCAGAAGACUUUUUUGCAUUAACAGUUACUGAGACACUGGACCGUGAGAAGACAUCCCAUUAUGACAUCACACUUCAUGUAACUGACAGAGGAACUCCACCUCUGACUGAUAACGAAACUAUCAGUUUUGUAAUUCAGGAUGUCAACGAUAAUGCACCAGUGUUCCCCCAGGCCCUUUAUACCAUUAAUGUGAUGGAAAACAAUGAGCCUGGGGCUCUAUUAGCCACUCCCACCGCUCACGACCCAGACCUGCAUGAAAAUCAGUAUCUGGUAUAUUUUAUAAUUGAAAAGGAGAUUGCCAACACGUCAAUGUCCAUGCUUUUUUCCAUCAAUCCAGAGAACGGCAACCUCUAUGCUUUACGCACAUUUGACUUCGAGAGGGAGAAGGAGUUUCUAUUUCAUAUUGAAGCUAGAGACUCUGGGGUCCCUCCUCUUAACAGUAAUGUGACUGUACACAUCAUCAUUCUGGACCAAAAUGACAACACCCCACUCAUAGUGUCUCCAUGGUGUCUGCAAGGCUCUGUUAUCGAGGAAAUAAUCCCAAGAUCGACUGAUAAAGGAUCCCUGGUCACCAAGGUUAUUGCGUUGGAUGCUGACUCUAUGCAGAACUCCCGCAUAACAUAUCAGUUUCUGCAGAUCACGGACACUACGCUGUUUAGCCUUGACCAGUACAAUGGUGAGAUACGAACCACACGUAUGUUCAGCUAUAGGGAUCCCAGACAUCAACGGCUGGUCAUCACGGCCAGAGACAAUGGAGAACCUCCUCGCUCUGCCACGAUGACCAUCAAAAUCUCCAUAGUGGAGCAAGUGGUGACGCAGUUUACAGAAACCACAGAGGUGCCUAUUGAAUAUGACUUAUUCACUGAUCUAAACCUGUAUUUGCUCAUUGGUUUGGGUUCAGUGUUGUUUUUGCUGCUCAUCACUAUUCUGGUCAUCAUAGUCCUUAAAUGUCAAGAACCGAAACAAUCGAAUGCGGCUCCACAUGGUAGGAACAGCAUCGUUAGCCAGAGAAACUCCACUAUUGCUGACUCUACGCUAAUCUCUAGUGAUGCCUAUUGGUACAGUCUAUUUCUGGCAGAGACCAGAAAGGGAAAGGUGGUGGUACGGCAGCCCCUUCCUAACGGGGCAGGGUUUAUUGUGUCAAGUGUCCCAGGAAGUGCUGCACUGACUGAGACCAGUGCAUCAAGGUCUUCAACAUUACAGGAGUCGAGCAGUGAUUUACCAUGAGCUGACUGAUGGAUUACAACAUUCUACAACUGCCAGGAUCUCUGUCCUUGAGGGGAUGACUGAUCACUUGUUAAUCAUUACUUCAGGGUUUAACUCAUGCAAGACUGUAUGUCAGUCACUUGUAACCACAUCGAGCAUGACUUUGCAUGGCUAAGUGAAGGAUUAAAAAAACACAUUUAUCUAAAAGACUUAUAAAUAGACACUACAAUAGAGGAGAGAGAGAAGUAAUACUUCCAGACUACUGGGAAAACGGAACUGAACUGGAUAGAGUCUCGCACACAUUCAUUUUGGAUUUAUGGAUUCAGGAAGACAUGAACUGCACAGACAUUAGUAGCAGAGAUCAAACAAGAGACAAGAUCUUGUUUAAAAGGAGUUCAUUAUAAUUUUACAUAGAUAAAACAUGCUGACAAGAAAGCUGUGAUCUGAUGAGCACAAUCUUAUGAGCCAGGCAUUGACUUUACCUCAAAAUAUUUUCUUUUACAUGUACGUGGUAUAUAUGCAGUACUGUGCAAAAGUCUUAGGCACAUAAGAUGUUUCACAAAUGCAUUUGUCUUAAGAUGGGUAUUUAUAUCUUCAGCUUUAGUGUGUCAAUAGGAAAUAUAAAUAUUAGUCUCCCAAACAUUACUUUUGCAAAUAGAAAUGAUUGGAAUAGAAGAACAGGGAGCCCUGCAAUAGAUGUCAUGGCCCCACAGAGCCCCCCCACUGAACACUGAGUUAGUCUGAGAUGACAUAAAGAGACAGAAGCAAUUGAGGCAGCCCAAACAGACAGAAGAUGUGGUGAAUUCUCCAAGAAGCUUGGAACAUCCUAUCAGCCAACAACCAAGAAAAACGGUGUCCAGGUGUACCUAGGAGAUUUGGUGCUGUUCUGAAGGCAAAGCUGGUCACACCGAAUAUUGAUUUAGCUUUUUUAUGUUUACUGGACUUUGUAUGACAUUAAGUGAGAAAUGAAACUGUUUAUGUCAUUAUUUUUGAAGACAUCCUCACUAUGCAACAUUUUUUACAGGUGCCAAAAACUUUUGCACUGUACUGUAUAUACAGUGAAAAUUAGAUUAAUAUUAUUUUCUGCUGCCCACCAAAUGUAUAAAAUCAUUUGCCUUCGCCAAGUAGAUUUUAUAAAUUCAUAAAAUAUACUGUUUUAAUACUGGAAAUAUGACAAAGAGAAAUCACAUCAGUAUGUCAGCCAAAGCGACAUGCCAAAACUUUACUGAAAACGAAGGGGACAGCGAAAAAUAUUUUUGGUGCAAAACUCAGUAUACUACAUUAUAUACUGUAUAUAUACAUAUAAACAUACAAAUCUACUUGUUUUCAGAUGCUAGCAAAUUAUCAGAACUACAAUAUUAUCUUGACACAAACAGAAAGAAUUAACAACCAUGAUUAUAGUAAUAUUGAACUUGCAUGUGGCUGCGUUGCAUAUGUGUCUGUGUUUGUUUAUUUGAAAAGUUUGACCUAAAAAAAUUAUGUUUACUGUUCAGCCGGUUCCCGCCUCCUCCUUGCCCAUCCUUUUUUAAAUUUUCUCCCCAAUUUGGAAUGCUCAAAUCCCAAUACGCUCUAGAUCCUCGUGGUGGCAUAGUGACUCACCUCAAUCCAGGUGGUGGAGGACAAAUCUUAGUUGCCUCCACGUCUGAGACCGUCAAUCUGUGCAUCUUUUCACAUGGUGUGUUGAGCGCAUUACCGCGGAGACAUAGUGUGUGUGGAGGCUUCACGCCAUUCUCCGUGGCAUCAGCUCACCACGUGCCCCAUUUAGAGCGAACCACAUUAUAUCGACCAUGAGGAGGUUACCCCAUGUGAUUCUACCCUCCCUAGCAACCGGAAAAUUUGGUUGCUUAGGAGACCUGGCUGGAGUACCUCAGUAUACCCUGGAUACAAAGUCGCGACUCCAGGUGUGGUAGUCAGCAUCUUUACUCAUUGAGCUACCCAGGCCCCCUCCUUGCCUAUGCUUAAACUGUUACAGUGGUGCCAAAACCCGGAAGUGAGGAGGGAUGCACUGUCGGAGUCCUCGCCACUGCCAUCUGCCAGGGGAGCAGCCAUGGCCAUCUUCCUGGGAUGGAGGGGUUGCUGCUGGUUGCCGAGAGCCUGAGGAACUGCUGCCGUCCACCGAGAAGGGGAGGAGCGGUUCCGUCUGCCAGGGGUCAGAGGUCUCACUGCCGUCCGCCGGGGGAGGAGUGAGUUGUUGAGGAGAUGUGGAGGGGGAGUAGGUCAGUCUGCUGGCACCCUGACCUGAAUCAGACGGGGGAGGAAUCAGCUGAUCAGCGGGAGAGUGAGAAAAUUAGAGUCACGCUGUUAGAGAGAGAGAGACGCAUGCAGCCACGUUACAUGUGUGUCUGUGUUUGUUUAUGUUUGUUUUAAGUUAAGUUUGAAAUUAAAACUUUGUUUGCUGUUCAGCCGGUUCCAGCCUCCUCCUUGUCCAUCCUUAAACUGUUACAGAACUCUUAAAUCUUUUUUGUACAAGAGUUAACAGUUUCUUUUAAACUGCUGUUCAGUGUCAUUUUUGGCCUUGUUCAUUGCAAUUCUUGAAGUUUUAUUGUUUUAUAUUAUGAAACUGUCAAAAUCUUGACAUCUUUUAUGCUGUUUCUUAUAUGAUGAACACUGUGCAGUGUUUUAAGCACCAAAAUUUGUGGUGAAAUAUUUGGCAAAAGUGUAAUUAUUUAAUUACAGGAAUAAAAAUGGCAUUCUCUCUCUUUCUAAAGCUGUCCCAAACUAUUGAUAAGAGACAUGGAGAUGAGGUGUAGGAGGGACAAAAGAGAAAGACAGCGAGAAAGGAGAGAAAACAGUAGGACUAUAGGUCACUUGGGACAUGUGAACUGUAUUUAGAUGGUCAUAUUGCUUGCCUGUCACCAGGGCAACAACUUUCUGCUUGAGAAAGCCACUAGAAGUAGCAAUCAGUAUUGACAACCAUAUUAUAUUCUGUCCUUCAAGUUACUUUCUUGAAAGACAUCAGUCCAAAUUUGAGUUCCUAGCAGCAUACUUGACCAUAGAGCAUGAGUAAAACCGUAGGUGUGCCUUUUAUCUGUUUGGUCUAAUGUAGGGAAAUAAAGAGUGCCUAAACUUAGAUCUGACAAAGAGGAGAUGAUCACUCUGGUCCCCAUCUGAUUAGGAAAUUCUACAGCUCUUUUCCCACCAACCCAUGUUUAUUUGGGAAGAAACAAUAGCUGGUAAAGUCUAUUUAUAUAUAAUAAAAUACAUCACAAUCUCAUUGACAUCCCUUGGAGUUCUCUUGUUUCAGUAUUUCUAUUUACUUUCUGUAACCUUACAUGCAAAAUGCCCUUAUGCAAACAAAUGCCUUUGUGUCCUUGUUGAACUGUAUGAUUUGUCCCUUGCUUGUAAAUACAGCAAUGUGAAUAAAAGCA
Messenger RNA from Xyrauchen texanus (razorback sucker), 6027 nucleotides. Its product is annotated as protocadherin alpha-C2-like. The coding region runs from base 245 to 2680 and encodes 811 amino acids. Gene Ontology annotation, molecular function: calcium ion binding. Gene Ontology annotation, biological process: homophilic cell-cell adhesion. Gene Ontology annotation, cellular component: plasma membrane. NCBI's taxonomy places the organism in Eukaryota, Metazoa, Chordata, Actinopteri, Cypriniformes, Catostomidae. The transcript has 2 exons. The record is from RefSeq and is a predicted model, not a curated record.